CUCCCGCCUCUGUCAGUGGAGGACGCCCACUUAAAUGCAGUUCCAGGGUUGCAAGGCACCCAGCCGCAUCACUCCCCGUGUGAGCAGGCAAAUGCAACAUGCUCUCCAGCCUGGGGUGUCUACUUCUCUGUGGAAGUAUUGCACUUGCUCUGGGAAAUGCACAGAAAUUGCCAAAAGGUAAAAAGCCAAGCUUGAAAGUGCACAUCAAUACCACCAGCGACUCCAUCCUCUUGAAGUUCCUGCGUCCAAAUGCAAACGUAAAGCUGGAAGGUUUUCUCCUGGGAUAUGGCAGCAAUGUGUCUCCAAACCAGUACUUCCCUCUUCCCACAGAAGGGAAAUUCACAGAGGCUGUAGUUGAUGCAGAGCCGAAGUAUCUGAUAGUCGUACGACCUGCUCCUCCUCCCAGCCAGAAGAAGUCAUGUUCAGGGAAAUCUCGCCCUCGCAAACCCCUCCAGCUGGUGGUGGGUACGUUGACACCGAGUUCUGUCUUCCUGUCCUGGGGAUUCCUCAUCAACCCACACCAUGACUGGACAUUGCCAAGCCACUGUCCCAGUGACAGAUUUUAUACAAUUCGAUAUAGAGAAAAAGAUAAAGAAAAGAAAUGGAUUUUUCAACUCUGCCCAGCUACUGAAACAAUUGUGGAAAAUCUAAAGCCCAACACAGUUUAUGAAUUUGGUGUGAAAGACAAUAUAGAAGGUGGAAUUUGGAGUAAGAUUUUCAAUCAUAAGACUAUUGUUGGAAGUAAAAACAAAGUAAACGGGAAAAUCCAAAGCACUUAUGACCAGGUCCACUCAGUGCCAGUCCCGAGGAAGCUAAUCCCACUAACGAUCAUUAAGCAAGUGAUUCAGAAUGUUACUCACAGGGCUUCAACCAAAUCCCCAGACAAGACUCCUUUUGGGGGAACAAUAUUAGUUCAUCUGAUUAUUCCGGGUCUUAAUGAAUCCACUGUAAAACUUCCCACAUCCAUAAUGCUUGAGAUUUCCGAUGCUCUCAAGGCACAAUUAGCUAAGAAUGAAACAUUGGCUUUACCAGCAGAAUCUAAAACACCAGAGGUCGAAAAAUUGGCAGGGCAGCCAGUAACAGUGACUCCGGAAUCAGUUUCAAGAAGCACUAAGCCCACCCUGUCUAGUGCUUUAGACACUGCAGAGACAGCACUGGUCCUCAGUGAGAAGACGUCAGAAACAGCCCGCUCUGUUCUAAUACCUGAGUUUGAAUUGCCCUUGAGCACUUUAGCUCCAAAAAGGUUCCCAGAGUUUCCUGAGGCAAAAACAGCCUUCCCAUUGGAGAAACCUAGGGGUUCCUGGGCUUCAAGUGAGGAGCCAUGGGUGGUACCUGGAGCUAAAACAUCUGAAGAUUCCAGAGUCGUACAGCCUCAAACUGCAACUUAUGAUGUUAUCUCAAGCUCAACAACUUCUGAUGAGACUGAAAUAGAGAUUCACACAGCAACAAGAGAUCCUAUUCUGGACUCUGUCCCACCUAAAACUUCUAGAACUGCUGAACAGCCAAGGGCAACACUGGCUCCAAUCGAAGCGUUAUUUGAAUCCCGAAAUGUGGAAAUCUUCACCAGUCCUGAAGUGCGACCUACAACGGCUGCUCCUCAGCAAACUACAUCUAUCCCUUCCACACCCAAACGACAAUCAACACCCAAACCGCCAAGAGUCAAGCCUGCCCCAGAACCUGAGACUCGACCAUCUGCCCAGACAACAAAGGCUCCACGCAAGACCAAAAAACCAGGUCACCACCGCCUCCGCCGUCCUAAAACCACACGUAGUCCAGAAGUACCCAAGUCCAAACCUGCUCUUGAACCUGCCACUGUGACACCGGAGAUCUUGGUACCCAAAAUUGUUCCCAAACCACCUCAGAAACCUAAAGCCACACGCAGGCCAGAGGUACCCCAAGUCAAGCCUGCCCAUGAACCGGUCACAUUUGGAAGUGAAGCCCCCGCCCUAGCUAUAGUUACUACUACAGACAUUGAACCUGUAAUUACGAGAACCAAGGCAUCCGUGACAACAUUAGCUCCAAAACCACCAAGACCAAGAACUCACCGUCAACGUACCAAAUACAAAACCACCCAAAGCCCAAAGAUACCUCAUAGUAAACCAGCAGACUUGGGACCUAUCACUUCUGAGCCACCUUUAGCUUCAACAACAAAAAAAGUCCGCCGUCCACGUCCCAAACCUCAAACCACACCCCAUCCAGAAGUGCCUCAUACAAUAUUGGUUCCUGCUACAAGCCUUGAACCAUUUAUUAUUACUGAGGCUCCAGGGACAACAUUAGUUCCCAAACUGCCUCAACAACCAGACUAUCCACAUCCCAAACCUAAAACCACCAGGAGUCCUGCAGCAUCUCCAACAGAACUGGUUCCUACUCCAGUCUUUGAACCAGUUACUCCUUUAAAAGAGGAUCCAGUGACCACAAUCGUUCCUAUUACAGACCUUGAACGAGUUACAGACCUUGAAACACCUGUUGCUUUUAGAACUGAGGCCCCUGGGACAACACUAGCUAGCAAAAUAUCACAAAGAACCCACCGCCCACGACCCCGACCCCGACCCCGACCCCGACCCCGACCCCGACCUAAAGCCACCUUGAGCCCUCAAGCACCUGAAACAAAAACUGUUCCUGCUGUAGUCCUGGAACCCGUCACUCUUAGACCUGAGGUCCAAGUAACAACACUAGCUCCCCAAAAAACACAGAAAAAACAUCGCCCAAGUCCCAAACCAAAGCCUGUACCAAGUCCUGAAGUAACCGAGUCCAAACCAGUUCUUCCAAGAGUACGUGAACCUGUGACACUCAGAACUGAGACUUGGGUGACAACAAAAGCUCCUAAAACACCAAAACGAACCCGUCGUCCACGCCCCAAACCUCAAACCACACCAACUCCUGAGACUCCUCUAACCAAACCUGUUGCUGCUACAGAUCUCGAACCCAGUGCUCUUAGCACCGAAGUACCUGCGACCGUGGUUCUUGCUACAGCCCUCACACCUGUCACUCUUAGGACCAAGGCUCCCAAGACAACAACAUUAGCUCCUAAUGUACAGCGGACACGCCGUCCACAUCCCAGACCUAAAACCACAGCAAGUACUGGUGUGUCUGAGUCCAAGUCAGCUCCUACUGAACUGCAAAGUCUUGUUUUGAAACCAGUGACCUCACCAAGCCUAGAAAUUAUACAAAGUCAAUCUGUUUCUGAUGACCUGGAAUUGGUUGCAUUUAGUACUGAGUCACCACAGAAGACAAUAGCACCAGCUGAAACAGAUUAUGUAGAUACCAAAGAACCUCUCAGGCUAGAGGAGCCAAGGACAGAAGUUGUGGAUUCUCUUACAUAUGUGUCUGAGCCCCCUGAGACUACCAUAGAAACGUCACCUCUGUCUUCCCAAUCUAUAAUCAUACCCAGACCAGAUGAGCCUCAGACUGAACCUGCACCCAGGCAGACAACCAGCAUGCCUCCCAAGCUCAAAACACCACACUCAAGGAUGCCAGCAAAAGAGCCAGUUCCUAAGGAACCCCUGCAUACGACUUCAAAGCCAAAAAUGCCACCAAGUCCUGAAGUGGCAGACACUACAUCUGUUCCAAAAGAUGAACGACUUUCCCUUAAACCAGAUCCAGAGGUCACUCACAGUGAAACUGCACCUUUAGAGACACGGGGCAUUCCUCUCAUACCUGUGAUUUCACCAAGACCUAGUCAAGAGGAACUACAAACCGCCAUGGAAGAAACAGACCAGUCUACCCAAGAGCUCUUCACGACUAAGAUUCCACGAACAACUGAAUUGGCAAAGACAACUCAGGCACCACACAGAUUGCAUACAGCUCCUGUGAGGCCCAGAAUACCUGGCAGGCCACAUGGCAGGCCUGCUCUGAACAAAACAACUACAAGGCCUGAUAAAACCAAACCCAGAGGGACGUCCCAUAAAAACGGAGUAGGAACAGGAACCAAGCAAGCACCUAAGCCACCAAGUCCUGGGAGAAAUGCGUCAGUGGAUUCACAUGCCACAAGAAAACCAGGCUCAGUCUCAGGGACGCGUCGUCCACCCAUACCACAUAGGCAUUCGUCCACUAGACCUGUGUCUCCAGAGAGAAGGCCUUUACCCCCGAAUAAUGUCACCGGGAAGCCAGGACGUGCGGGAAUUGUUUCCUCCAGCCGGGUAACGUCCCCACCCCUGAAGGCAACACUCCACCCUAUCGGAACAGCCACAGCGAGACCAGGGGCAGAACAAAAGGAACCAACUGCUCCUGCUUCAGAAGAAGAGUUUGGUACUACAACUGACUUCAGUUCAAGUCCCACCAAAGAAACUGAUCCCCUUGGGAAGCCCAGGUUCAUAGGUCCCCAUGUGCGAUAUAUCCCAAAGCCUGAAAACAAGCCCUGUUCCAUCACUGACUCAGUCAGACGGUUCCCUACAGAGGAAGCCACGGAGGGGAAUGCCACCAGCCCACCACAGAACCCACCCACCAACCUCACUGUGGUCACUGUCGAAGGCUGCCCCUCAUUUGUCAUCUUGGACUGGGAAAAACCUCUAAAUGACACUGUCACUGAAUAUGAAGUCAUAUCCAGAGAAAAUGGGUCAUUCAGUGGGAAGAACAAGUCCAUUCAAAUUACCAAUCAAACGUUCUCUACAGUAGAAAACCUGAAACCAGAUACAAGCUAUGAAUUCCAGGUGAAACCCAAAAAUCCACUUGGUGAGGGCCCCGCCAGCAACACGGUAGCGUUCAGUACUGAAUCAGCUGACCCAAGAGUGAGUGAGCCAAUUUCUGCAGGAAGAGAUGCCAUCUGGACUGAAAGACCUUUUAACUCAGACUCUUACUCAGAAUGCAAAGGCAAACAGUAUGUUAAAAGGACGUGGUAUAAAAAAUUUGUCGGAGUGCAGCUAUGUAACUCUCUCAGAUACAAGAUUUAUUUGAGCGAUUCCCUCACAGGCAAGUUUUACAACAUAGGAGAUCAGAGGGGCCACGGAGAAGAUCACUGCCAGUUUGUGGAUUCAUUUUUAGAUGGUCGCACAGGACAGCAACUCACCUCUGAACAGUUACCCACCAAAGAAGGCUAUUUCAGAGCUGUUCGUCAGGAACCUGUCCAAUUUGGAGAAAUAGGUGGUCAUACCCAAAUCAAUUAUGUCCAGUGGUAUGAAUGUGGGACCACAAUACCUGGAAAAUGGUAGAUGCAACAAAAUUAUUUCCAAAGUACUUCUGGUUCAUUAUCGCAAAAAGAAACAAUCGCAUAACAAAAAGAACCCAUUGGAAAUAGUGGUGUUUGCCACCCCUAUUCGAAGCUGUUUUUGUUCACUAUGUGUAAGUUUGCAAUCUGAGAGCAGUACCGGAUGUUUAUUAUUAGAAAAGAUUACUGAGGAUAUUUAUCAGGUUUUACAAAGUCAUUUUUAAAAAGCAAGAUUAACAUUAAUAGAAUAACAUUUUAGGGAAGCUGGCUCCCUAGUCAUAUUUUAAAAGAUCAUUUGUAUAUUAUUUAUCACACUGUUGUAAUGUUUUCAGAUACUUUUAUAACAAAAUUGUCAAAAAUCUUUAAUAAUCUUUAUAAAAAGUAUUUACUUUAUUGAUGUGUACGUGUUGUUGGUGAAUUAAUUCCACAAAUCUCUUCUUGGUUUAACUUAUUGGAUCAAAUAAUCUUCAGCAUAUACAUGUGACAGAAAGUAGUUCAAAUACUUACGUUGAUGUACACUUCCAUUUUAUGUAUUAAUGCUAAUAUUUCCAUAAGUUACCAGCAAAUUACUGCAAAAAGCCUGAAUCUGUACAAUUUUAUUUCAGUCAGAAACAACUGAUAAUCUGAUAUAUGUCAAGUGAUAAAUGUCUUUUUCUUCUGUACCCAUACUACAGAUACUUUCUCAAGCUCUUCCUUUAAGCAGUUUUUUUAAAACGGCUCUAUGGUUCUAUUCAAGCUGUAUGUAGAGACUGAGUGUGAUGUCAGCAUGAAAAGAUAAUGCAUGGUGAGAAGCUAUUGUUUUAUAGGAUAUAUGAUAUAUUUAUAUGCUUAGGCCAUGAAUGAAUGUAUUACAGAAUGUUUUUGUGAAACUGUUUACUUAAGCUGUAACAAAACAGACUCAUUUCAUGGGGGAAAAAAAAAGCAUUGCUUUCCUUCAUGUGUGGGAGGGAGCCAAGAAAAUUAUUGCUUGCCCUGAAAAGACUUUUCUCUGUAUGUAUCUUUCAACAUGCUUCAGUUUUAUCAAUGCUACAGUAUUUUGUAUUUUCAAACAAGUAUAAACACUGCAAUAAAAAGUAGGUUUUUAAAAACA
This is a messenger RNA of Mus musculus (house mouse), 6233 nucleotides long. RefSeq names its product ABI family member 3 binding protein (gene Abi3bp). NCBI's taxonomy places the organism in Eukaryota, Metazoa, Chordata, Mammalia, Rodentia, Muridae. The transcript is spliced from 63 exons. The record is from RefSeq and is a predicted model, not a curated record. Bases 99 to 5147 code for a protein of 1682 amino acids.